AUGCUCAGCGGAAGAAAAGGCUGGGAGGAGGAAUCAACGAUCAAAGCUCCAUGGGAGGAUGUUAUGCGUUCCGUACAGAACAAGUAUCCCAAUCCUCACAAUAAUAAUGUUUUGAACAUCGAUGUCGUGAAUCGUUCUGUUGAUCAACAGUCCGGUGUGAUGCGCAGCUUAAGAUUGUUCAAUUCCUCCUGGCCGAUGUUUCCCAAUCUUGGACAGCUUAAAGCUCUUGAAUGGAGUGCCAUUGAUGGAAGACGAAAGAAAAUGGUCGCUGUCACACACAAUAUGGAUCUCCGUGGUGUACUGAAGGCGGUGGAACACGUGGAGUAUUCAGUGCAUCCUGAAAAUGACCACUGGACUCUUCUACGGCAUUCUAUCUCCGUUGAGGCCUUCCCCCUGAUUGCUCUGACAGCUUCCUCCGCUAGUCGUCAGGCCGCAAUCCAGGUAAAACUAUUCUCCGAUUGCUAUCAUCAUCAGUGA
Messenger RNA from Echinostoma caproni, 477 nucleotides. The record is from the annotation of a GenBank genome assembly. Lineage: Eukaryota; Metazoa; Platyhelminthes; Trematoda; Plagiorchiida; Echinostomatidae.